CGCGGAACCCAGUACGCCUCACUCAAGUGAAGCCGGUUUUGCUGUAGUUUGUAUCUGGCAACGGCGGGCAAUGUCACCCUGGUUGGAGCGUUUUCGAGAUUGACGACGUGUAAGCGGCGGUGCACGUACACGUACUGGUGUCAGGAAGGAAGGCGGUAGCUACAGAAAAAGUUUAGUAUCGACGAUAGCAGGGAAGGUGCUGCACGAAACGCAUCACGGUGAGGGGGGUUGGACCAGCAGCGUAACUCCGAGAGGGAGGAGGAACUGUCUACGGGGGAUUACGAGGAGAGCAAAGGUUGAAGGGAGUGCAGGACAGUCGAGGAUAGCGUAAGGGGAAGCCAUUCGUGGAGAAUAUUGCGUUUCCUCUCUCUCUCAGAGCAAGCCGAAAGGUUCCGACGAUGAUCAUCUGUGCGGGAAUCGUUGGUCCAGCGCUCUAUCCGAGGAGCCGCUCUGCGCUUUUCUCACAGCCUGGAUGUCAGAAUGCCAUCUGGUGGUGAUGGUGCUGCUGCUGCCGAACACGUAUACUUCUGCUUCACGACGUGAUGUGCGUUUCACUGGUCCUUGAAUCUCAUCGUCAUCGUCAUUUGUCAAUCGAUCAACCUACGGCGGUGAUUGAUCGCCUCGUGAUACCGAUCGCCCGCCCGACCGAUCGAUCGAUCGAUCGAUCGCUUGAUUGAUUGAGUCCUUGAUUCGAGUGGUGGAGGUGAUUGUUAUCCAAUCAAUCUGCUGCGGAGUUAGACACACACAGAUACAUACAUACAUAUAUACAUACAUAUAUAUAUAUGUAUGUAUAGAUGAGAUGGCGCCCGCGCAUGGUCCGUCCGAUGCGACGUCAAGAAUAUGUGUGAAGAAUAUUCCGAGGUAUUUGAGUGAAGAUCGGUUUCGCGAACAUUUUGCCACCAAAGGAACUGUCACGGAUGUUAAGAUCAUCAAAACCAGCGAUGGCAGAUCAAGGCAGUUCGGAUUCAUCGGCUACCGUACGGAGGAAGAAGCGGUGGAGGCGGCCAAGUACUUUCACCGCUCGUUCAUUGACACGUGUCGGAUUUCCUGCGAAAUUGCCCGGCAGGUGGGAGAUGCCUCCCUACCGCGGCCUUGGAGCAGACAUUCGCACGGGUCAUCGGCUUUCGAAAACGCCUACGUGAAGUCGAUUGAGUCGGGCAAAAGAGCGGAGGACGAGGGGAAGGGAGGGGGGAAGGAGAAAGGCAGCAAAGUGCAGCAUCGCCAGGAGACGGUGGAAAGCGACCCGAAGUUCCGCGAGUUCAUGGAGGUCAUGAAGCCUCGGAGGGCCAUGAAAUUGUGGGCGAAUGACACGGUCGGUGACGGAGAGGAGAUCACUCCCAGCAAAGGAAAGGAGGGUGGUGUUGGUGGUGGUGGCGGUAAUAAUAAGCAGAAGCAGAGAGUGGUUGGUGCCGAUGGUCGUCAGGAGGGUGGGGCCGCUGCCGUUGCCGCCGCGGAGGGGCUGAAGGGCAAAUUGCGCGUGAAGGAAGUUGAGGGCUUCCAGCGCAGAGUUCCCAUCGGCAAGGGGAGGAGCGGGGUGAAAUUGAGACAGAUGCACGUGCGGUUCGACGCGGAGGAGGACGAAGAAAGCGAUGGCGAAAGCGGGAGGGAGGGGGGGGCGGGGGGGGCGGGGGGGGCUGAGGGAAACGAACAUGCGGACUCCAGUGAUGACGACAGCGAGCUUUACGAAGACGUGCCGAUGGUGGAGGAGAAAUCGUCGGAAGCGCAAAGCAGGCGGCGGCGGCCGCGCGCAAAACAUGGUAGGGAGCACCGUGACGAUGCAGCAGCUGCUGCUGCUGCUUCUGAUGAUGAUGAUGAUGAGGAGGAGGAGGAGGAGGAGGGGGAGGAAGAGGAACAUGAUGAUGGAGUGGUGCAAAAUCAUGAUGUCUCGGACAUGGAUUAUUUGAAAAGCAGAGUGAAGGCAGACUGGAGCGAUGACGAUGGUGAGGCAGGUGAGGUCCAGAUUGAGGACGACGAGCGUGCAGAUCCAGUCAAGGGGGGGGGGGGAACUAGGAUCGCUGGUGGGGCAGUUGUUGUUGACGUCAAGGACGGGGUGAAGCUAGCGCACAAGGAGGACGAGGGUACAAGUAUCGGGAACGAAGGCGGUCGUUCGAGCGACGACGAUGAAAGGAGCGGUGCCAAGGAGCACCUUGCCGAUGAUGCGUCUACUUCGACCGAUGGGAAGAACAGUGAUGAUGAUGAUGAUGAUGAUGAUGAUGACGGUGAUGAUCGUGAUUACGAAGAUCGUCGUAAGGAAAGAAAAAGGGGACAAUCUGCAGCAGCAGCAGAUAGGGGGAGGGAGGAGGUCAAGGGCGGGCGUAGUGGCAUACAGAAGGGGGAAGGUGAUGAGGUCGGUACGGAGGAGAUGCAGGACGAGGUGAUGGACGACAAGCAGCAGGAGGAGGAGGUUGUGCGUGCGAAGGGCCGACAUCGGCCUGCGGAGGUGGAUGCAGAGGAGGAGGAGGGGAUCGCGGAGUCGGGGAGGCUCUUUGUGCGAAACCUACCUUACGGUGCGUCGGAAGAAGAUCUGUUGGAACUGUUCAGCGGGUUCGGAGAGAUUUCGCACGUGCAUCUGGUCAUGGACAAGCGGGAGAAGCGCAACAAGGGGUUCGCCUACGUGUUGUUCAUGCUUCCCGAGAACGCCGUCGCUGCCAAACAGCAGCUGGACGGGUCCAUAUUCCAGGGCCGUCUUCUUCACAUAUUGCCCGCCAAACGGGCCCCGGAGUCACAAGAGAAAGACGAACAAGGGGGGGGGGGGGGGGCGGGGGGAGGAAGGGAGAGGAGGGGACCGGGUUCGGCGCUCAAGCAAGAGCGGGAAGCGGCGCGGAAGGCGGCGGAAGCGAAGGGCAGGAUUCAGUCGUGGAACUCGCUGUUUAUGCGCAGUGACACGGUGGCAGAGAACAUCGUCCAGAAGUACGGAAUCACGAAGGGCGAGCUUCUGGAUGCCUCGGCGGACGAUCUUGCAGUGCGCAUGGCGCUGGGUGAGACUCAGAUCAUUGCGGUGACGAAGAAGGCGCUCCAGGCGGAGGGUGUGGAUGUGUGCGCGCUGGAGCAGCUCUCGCGCUCCGGCGACAAGAAGAAGCCGACGACCGAUCCCGCCGCCGCCGUGAAGCGGAGCAAAUCCGUCAUCCUGGUGAAGAACUUGCCUUUCUCGGCCACUCACGCGGAGAUCACCCACAUGUUCAGCCGCCACGGCGAGCUGGGGCGCGUGGUUCUGCCGCCGACGAGGACGCUCGCGCUCGUCGAGUUCUCCGUCGCCGCCGAUGCGCAAAACGCCUUCAAAGCGCUGGCUUACAAGCGGUUCAAGCACGUCCCGCUUUACCUGGAGUGGGCCCCAGAAGGCGUGCUGCGGAAGGAUGCGGCGACUCCGCCGGCGCCGGCGGCGGGGAAGAUGAUCUCCAAGGGCAUGAUGGAUGCCAAACACCUCCACGCGGAGGAACUUGCGGGCGUGGACGCUGACGAGGAUGCGGCUGGCGAUGGCGCCAAGGGCUGCUCGUUAUUUGUCAAGAAUCUCAACUUCUCCACGACGGAGUCUGUCCUUCGGCAGUUCUUCUUGGAUAGGACGACUCCGAAGAGCAAGCUGAGACGCGUGACCAUCAAGACGAAGAAGGCGAAGAAUGGCGCGCAGUUGUCCAUGGGAUUCGGAUUUGUGGAGUUCGAUUCCGUGGAGUCCGCGCAAGCGGCUGUCAAACAGCUGCAAGGAAGCAUGCUGGAUGGGCAUGCUCUCAUGCUGCAGCUUAGCCAGGACACGAGGAAGGGGGGAGCGCAAGGCCGCGAAGAGCAGCGGAAAGGAGGAGGAGGAGGAGGAGGAGGAGCAGAGUUGAAGAAGGAAAAGAGCGACUCCACUCUCAGUUCGACCAAGGUCAUUGUCAGGAACGUGGCGUUUGAAGCCACGUCGAAGGACCUCAGACAGCUUUUCGCGCCGUUUGGACAGGUGAAGAGCUUGCGGCUGCCGAAGAAGUUCGACGGAUCGCAUCGAGGAUUCGCAUUUGUGGAGUUUACGACGAAGCAGGAGGCGCAGAAUGCGUAUGAAGCGCUGCGGCACAGCCAUCUCUACGGCCGCCAUCUGGUCCUGGAGAGGGCGAAGGAAGGGGAGGGUCUGGAGGAGCUUCGCGCAAGGACGGCUGCGCAGUUCAUCGGAGAGAGUGGCAUUGCUCCGGGUAGUCAUUUGAGGAAGCGUGCGAAGCUGAGUCAUCAUAACAAUCCCUUAUACCUCCAACAUUUCACAGACGGCGAUGACGAGCUCAAGUUUCACUACAUAGUCCACUCCGCUUUGGACGUCAUUGAGGAGAAAGUGAGUGUGCCAAAGAGAGGCUCAUCAGGGCUUAAUGAGACAUUCCUUGGCCUUCUUUACCCUACUGAAGACUACAAAGUGUAUGGAUAUAUGAGCAACACGAAAGCGAAAUUCGUCCUGGUUGUGGAUGAUGCGGACGUCAGAGAUUCAGACAUCCGGAAUUUCUUCCAGCGGUUCCAUGCGGCCUAUGUGGAUGCUGCCUCCAACCCCUUCCAUGUGCCGGGGAAGCGGAUCGUCUCUCCUUCAUUUGGUCAGCAGGUCAGCACACUUGUGAAGUCUUUUGGGGCGAACGCUCUAUCCUGAGAAAGGCGGGCUAAGGUGGGCUGAUUUUUUUUGCAUGAGAGAUUUUGCCUGUGUGCCUCUUUCUUGUGUGUUGUUUAGGUUGUGUUGUUAGCUCUGCUGAGAAAUCUUCUCCGAGUCGCCGAAAUUUGAUAGUUGGAAUCCUCCAGCAGCAGUUGUUGUGAAAAUUGGAAAUCGCAAAUCGUUCUUUGUUGUAUAUCGGAAGAGCUUGCAUGCUGCAGGUCUGAAAUCUACGUCGUCAUUGCGAAUUCUCCGAGUCGCCGAAUUGUAGUAAUAACAUUUUCUGAGAAGAGGUCAUUCUGAUGGCUGCGCUUUUCUGAUGCAACAGUCUCCAGAUGUCUUCCUCAUCAUUCUCCAUGUUCUCAGAUUCUCUGGGCGAAGCCUGUGUGUGAGAGCGUGGGUGUGGGUGGGUAUGCCUGUGAGUGUAAUGCUGUGAGUUCCGUCUCUGGACUUGGAUCUCCUGGUUCUUGCUAAAGUAAAGGCAUUGGGAGUCCAUCCAUCAUUACAUACUUUUAUCAGCUGCGGACGACUGUCUUGCCCGCGAGUCCUCGGUUCUGUUGUACUCGUGGCCCUACCAUCUGUGCAUCUGGGCAGCCUUGUUUUUUUGCUCUGGGUUUAAAGUCUUUUUCACCCCCGACAAAGGCUACCACGUAUGGAUUUUGCCGGCGUUGCACGGUGCCAUCCAUCGGAUGGAAAUAUGUGGAGCGUUUGUUUGAUGUAAAAUUUAAAAUUUAAAAUUUUUCCUUUCGUUGGGGGGAGGACUUCAUCUCAGUCAUGCAAUUUCCGUUCGUUUGAUGCGUCCGAUGUCAAAAAGGGACAAAAGUAAGAAACAAAAUGAACAGUCUUUUGCCCG
Chara braunii is the source of this 5444-nucleotide messenger RNA. The record is from the annotation of a GenBank genome assembly. Lineage: Eukaryota; Viridiplantae; Streptophyta; Charophyceae; Charales; Characeae.